Molecule: messenger RNA, 1182 nt
Organism: Debaryomyces hansenii CBS767
Lineage: Eukaryota; Fungi; Ascomycota; Pichiomycetes; Serinales; Debaryomycetaceae
Product: TauD/TfdA dioxygenase family protein
Exons: 1
Coding region: 1-1182 (393 amino acids)
Cellular component (GO): cytoplasm
Molecular function (GO): 2-oxoglutarate-dependent dioxygenase activity
Source: RefSeq, a predicted model, not a curated record
AUGUCUCCCACCAGUAUAGAAACAACGAAAGCUCCAAAAAAUGAUGCCCCAAAAUAUAGUAUUCUUCAAAAGAAUACUUUCAAGAACACUACUAAGAAAAAUAAUGGGAGCUCGCCAUAUGCUGAAAAGUAUAAGGAAGGUCCUUCAUAUCAGCCGAGUACUCUUUAUCUUGAACCUUCAGGAGACCUUGACCGUGAAUAUGAAUUUGAUGAGAUAACACCACAGAUAGGUAGAGAAUAUCCGACUGCUAAAAUUAGUGAUAUCCUUAAGGAUAAGAAGAAACUACAAGAUCUUGCUAUUACCGUUUCUCGCCGUGGAGUGGUAUUUUUUAGAAAUCAGGAUAUUACUGUCGAAGAACAGAAGAUCCUCGCUGACGAACUCGGAAAAUUAACCCAUAAACCGAAAACGUCUGGACUUCAUAUCCAUCCAACAGCACCAGCAGGAGGAUUUUUUAAAGACGAUGAUUCUGAGGAGACCGAUCCAGAAGUAUCUAUAAUCUCUUCUAAACUUAGUAAAGAAUUGUAUAUCAAGAAUUUUACGCGUGGCAAGAGAAGCGGUGAAGGUUGGCACAGUGAUAUAACUUUUGAACCAGUUACGUCAGAUUAUGCGGUCCUUAAAAUUGUUGAAUCGACUCCUACAGGUGGUGAUACUCUUUGGGCAAGUGGCUACGCCCUUUACGAAAAGUUAACACCUACAUUUCGCAGCUACCUUGAAACAUUGACUGGAGUGUAUUCUCAACCGGGAUUUAAAAAGGCCUCUGAAGGCAAGUUUGAAAUCUAUUCUGGAGUAAGGGGUGCACCGGAGAAUGUAGGUGACGAAUUAACGGCAGUCCAUCCUCUUGUGCGUACUAAUCCCGUCACUGGGUGGAAGUCUAUAUUUAGUAUAGGGCAUCACUUUACUUCUAUUAAUGGUCUUUCUGAUUCAGAAAGUGCACUUAUUAAAGAUUACCUCAGUGAAUUAUUAUAUGGUAGUCAUGAUAUUCAAGUAAGAUUUCGCUGGAAUAAGAACGACGUGGCAAUUUGGGAUAACAGAUCUGUAUACCAUACUGCUACUAAUGAUUAUUUCAAUGAUGCUUUCGAACGUACUGGUGUGAGAACGGUAGGAAUUGGCGAGCGCCCGUAUUUGGAUGCAAAUAGUUCAAGUCGAGAUGAAGCCCUUAAUGAAUAUCAAAAUUUGACUUAA